AUGAAAUUACGCAAGGAGUGUGCUGUUAAAGAAUCAACAAAUUUAGUUCAAGUGAGUUCUGAAAGUGGACAAUCGAGUGGAGGUUCAAAGUCUCGGUUGGUAAUCGGAAAUGUAAAAUUAGCUGUGGAAAUUUCACGUGAAAUUCAUUGCAGUGCUUAUCAGACAGCAUUUGUUGGACCACUAAAAGCUUUACAAUCCACCGAAUGA
Clunio marinus is the source of this 207-nucleotide messenger RNA. Lineage: Eukaryota; Metazoa; Arthropoda; Insecta; Diptera; Chironomidae. The record is from the annotation of a GenBank genome assembly.